This is a messenger RNA of Ricinus communis (castor bean), 1184 nucleotides long. RefSeq names its product agamous-like MADS-box protein AP3. The record is from RefSeq and is a predicted model, not a curated record. Gene Ontology annotation, molecular function: DNA-binding transcription factor activity, RNA polymerase II-specific; protein dimerization activity; RNA polymerase II cis-regulatory region sequence-specific DNA binding. Gene Ontology annotation, biological process: positive regulation of transcription by RNA polymerase II. NCBI's taxonomy places the organism in Eukaryota, Viridiplantae, Streptophyta, Magnoliopsida, Malpighiales, Euphorbiaceae. Gene Ontology annotation, cellular component: nucleus. The transcript is spliced from 8 exons. Bases 325 to 1002 code for a protein of 225 amino acids.
AAUAGCCAAUAUAUAGGCACUAGCCUUGUGGCCAAAAGCACUAGCUUUCGUGCGGUCACUAAGAAGACUGCUGGAUAUUACAACAGCACGUAGCUAGCUAAUCAUAUGUUUUUACCUCUAAAACUCAGCAAAAAGCUUAUUAUCAUCGGUUGCAGUAUACAAAUCCGUGACAUUAGAUUACAAUCAAUAUUCUCCUUUUAAAUCCACCUGUUUCUGUUCAAGCCGAGUAUAACCUAGUCCCCAAUCAACACCUACACCAAAGAGAGAUUUAGAGAAGGAAAAGUGUGUAACAAAAGGAGUUUGAAAGAGAUUAGAUUAUUAGCUAUGGCUAGAGGGAAGAUCCAGAUCAAGAGGAUAGAGAACUCUACAAAUCGACAGGUCACUUAUUCAAAGAGAAGAAAUGGUCUGUUCAAGAAAGCUCAUGAACUUACUGUUCUUUGUGAUGCAAAGGUCUCCAUUAUCAUGUUCUCUAGUAAUGACAAGCUUCGUCAAUACAUUAGCCCAUCCACCACAACAAAGCAGUUGAUUGACCAGUACCAGAUGACACUUGGGGUUGACAUAUGGAUCUCACAGUAUGAGAAAAUGCAAGAUCACCUGAAGAAACUGAAAGAUGUGAACAGGAAUCUGCGUACUGAGAUAGGGCAAAGGAUGGGUGAAUGCUUGAGUGAUCUAAGCUUUGAGGAUUUGCGUGGGCUUGAGCAACAGAUGGAUAAUGCUAUCAAGGUUAUUCGUGAGCGCAAGAAUAAGGUGGUUUCCAAUCAGAUAGAAAAGUUCAAUAGAAAGCUAAGGAAUUUGGAAAAAAUACAAAAAAAUCUUCUAGAUGAAUUUGAGGCAAGAGUUGAAGAUCCACACUAUGGGUUAGUAGAUAACGGAGUGGAUUAUGAUUCUGUUAUUGCUUUCCAAAACGGAGGACCUCACAGACCUAACCAUAUUCCUGGCGGGGCAGGAUCCGAUCUUACAACCUACCCUUUGCUUGAGAAGCAUCUGAGGUCAUGCAUCUGAGGUCACUGAUCAUAAGUUGGAGAUGUUCAAAGUUAUCCUUGUUACAAAUGACUUCUUAAUUGAGAUUGUGAUAUGUUAACUCUUUUUUACCUAAUGUAACUUGUAUAACUAAUAUGCAACCAACUCUUUUUCUUUUUUCCCUUCUAACUAUCAUUUAUAAUAUUGAUGUUAGAGUUGCAGCA